ACCGACGCCGGAGCCAUGCAGUCCAAGCGGGAGUAUGAGCUUUGGUGUGAGAGGGUGAAUCCAGAGAACAAGGCGGCGCUGGAGGCCUGGGUCAGGGAGACGGGUGUCCGCCUGGUGCAAGUGAACGGGCAGAGGAAGUAUGGCGGGCCACCCCCAGGCUGGGUGGGCAGCCCGCCGCCGCCAGGGUCGGAGGUGUUUAUCGGCAGGCUGCCCCAGGACGUGUACGAGCACCAGCUGAUCCCACUGUUCCAGCGCGUGGGCCGCCUCUACGAGUUCCGCCUGAUGAUGACUUUCAGCGGCCUGAACCGCGGCUUUGCCUACGCCCGCUACAGCUCGCGGCGCGGGGCCCAGGCCGCCAUCGCCACGCUGCACAACCACCCUCUGCGGCCCUCCUGCCCGCUGCUCGUGUGCCUCAGCACCGAGAAGUGCGAGCUGAGUGUGGACGGGCUGCCGCCCGCCCUGACCCGCCGCGCGCUGCUGCUGGCGCUGCAGCCGCUGGGUUCGGGCCUUCAGGAGGCACUGCUGCUGCCCAGCCCCGGACUGGCGCUCACGCAGAUCGCACUGCUCAAGUUCAGCUCGCACCGUGCAGCGGCCAUGGCCAAAAAGGCCCUGAUGGAAGGGCAGUCACGCCUCUGUGGAGGGCAGGUGGCUGUGGAGUGGCUCAAGCCAGAUGUGAAGCAGCGACUUCGCCAGCAGCUUGUGGGGCCCUCGCUGAAGUGCCUACAGCCAGAAGGCAGCGGGUUGGCCCUCGCUAGAGACAAGCUAGCGUCCCAAGGGGCUCGAACUGCCUUGCAGCUGCUGUGCCAGCGGAUGAAGCUGGGUAGCCCAGUGUUCCUCACCAAGUGCUUGGGCACAGGCCCUGCUGGCUGGCACCACUUCUGGUACCAGGUGGUGAUCCCUGGGCAUCCAGUGCCCUUCAGUGGCCUCAUCUGGGUUGUGCUAACCGUGGAAGGGCAGGAUGGGCAUGAGGUGGCCAAGGAUGCUGUGUCUGCACGGCUGCUGGAGACACUGAGUGAGUCUGGGGCCAGCCUCCUUUCAUCUGCUGGGGCAGUGGGUGAGUCUGGGGCCAGCGUCCUGUGGCCUGCUGGAGCUGAGGCAGGUACCAUGGUCAAGCAGUUAACCCCAUCCUCUACAGGCUGCCUGAGCAAGUAGGCAGAGUCUGUGUCAGUC
Eptesicus fuscus (big brown bat) is the source of this 1170-nucleotide messenger RNA. It is a transcript of the gene DND1, whose product is annotated as DND microRNA-mediated repression inhibitor 1. The transcript is spliced from 4 exons. Gene Ontology annotation, molecular function: mRNA binding. Gene Ontology annotation, cellular component: cytoplasm; nucleus. NCBI's taxonomy places the organism in Eukaryota, Metazoa, Chordata, Mammalia, Chiroptera, Vespertilionidae. The coding region runs from base 16 to 1152 and encodes 378 amino acids. The record is from RefSeq and is a predicted model, not a curated record. Gene Ontology annotation, biological process: germ cell development; mRNA stabilization; negative regulation of miRNA-mediated gene silencing.